AGUGGAUUAUUGUAUGUACUGGUUAACAAAACCUGGUUAUAAUCCAACAUAUGUACAUAUGUAUAUUUGCGCAUACGAGAAAGAUAGAGAAGACAUUUUCGCGCCGAUACGACCACCCUAUACUGCUGACUGCUUGCUUGCUGGUUUUAUAUUAAAUAUACCAAAUUGUAUACGGCAUAUGUGCAGUAUGUGCACUAUCGAAUUUACUUUUAAACCGGCAAAUAUUACAAUCAUUGUUUAGGCCUUAAAAAGUUGUUUUACUGCAUAAUUUAUAAGAUAAUUUAAAAGCUGUAAUACUUAUAAAUUUUAUGCCAGUGUUAAGAUAAGACACUUAAGUCAGUAUAGCAACGGGAAUUUAGUGGACAAAAUUUAUUUGCUGCUAAGGAGAUCGUCCACGGAUUUAAAAUAAAAUAUCAAGAUGUUGCAAUUAUCGCCAGCGUACAUGGAGCGGUUCCAGCCAAACUACUCGUAUAUAUUUGAAUUCGAGCGUAAGUUUGAGCAUGAAGAUACACGUGACUGGAUGACAGAUCACUGGAAAAAUUCAGUUUACUUUGGUGCCAUUUACUUGAUUGUAAUUUAUGCCGGGCGUCAGUGGAUGGCCGACAGACCGAAGUUUGAAUUGAGAGGACUCCUUACCGUGUGGAAUAUCGCGCUGGCAAUAUUUUCCAUAAUGGGUGUCGUUAGAACCGUGCCAGAGUUCUACCAUGUGCUAAAAAACUAUGGGUUCUACCACAGUGUCUGUGUGCCCAGUUUUAUGUUUAAUCGAGUAUCUGGUUUCUGGGUAUGGAUGUUUGUGCUGUCAAAAUUACCCGAGCUGGGGGACACCUUAUUCAUCGUGUUGAGGAAGCAGCGAUUGAUAUUUCUCCACUGGUACCACCAUAUGACCGUGCUGAUGUACGCGUGGUUCUCAUACGCCGAGUACUCUGCGCCAGCACGUUGGUUCGUUGUCGUAAAUUACACUAUCCACGCAAUGAUGUAUACAUAUUAUGCAUUAAAAUCAAUGCGGUACUCCCCGCCUACGUGGAUCGCUAUGAUGAUAACGGCAUUGCAAAUCGCACAAAUGAUUGUCGGGUUUGCGAUAACUAUUUGGGUUUACCAAAUGUACGUAUCGCAUGGCCAGCGUGAAUGUCAUAUCACUAUGACAAACAUACGCAUAAGUGCUCUAAUAUAUGUAAGUUACUUGGUACUGUUCGCGAAAUUCUUCCACGAGGCCUACAUGACUGACAGAAAAAUGUCCAAGAGUAUCUUCAACAAAGCCCAAGAAAGUGGACACGUCAAUCAAACCAACCACAGUACUUUCAACGGCAAGCUCAAGAGCAAUUAGAGGCUUGUAAGAGUAAUUAUUAUUACUGUUGUUAUUAAACACAGAGACAGUGUUACUAUAAAAUGGUUUACUUAGCAGAUCUAGGACCUUAAGUCAAAGGACUACGCAAGAGCCUCCAUUGACAAUGCUAACGUCGGCGAAUUAUUUAAAAUUACAACUUUAUUUUUAUUUUUAAAAAGAAAACGCACUUUAGCUAUUAAAUAUACAAAUAUAUUUAUAAAUGCACCGAAACACCUCGGCAGUGAUACGAGAGUUAUGUUUUAUGAUCCAGGGCGUCGCUCAAUGUCCCAGCACAAAUUUUAUCAAUUAUUGUCAAGUGACAAUUUAUUAACUAAGUGGUAACUGUGAAAAGCGUAUAAAUAUUUAAAACAAAAACGAUUAUGGAUUAAGGAUUAUUGAUUGUCUGUUGUGUGUGAUGACAUAUAUAUAUAAAUCUAUAUGUAAGUUAAGUGGACAGAGACAGGUAUUUAAAAUGUGAUCGUUUCUUAAAACCGGUCUCAACUUUACUCGUUCUCUUUCUCUAUCAUAAUUGUUCGUGUGCGUAUGCAACUGGCUCUCUUUCUCUAUUGAGAGAGUCAUCGACCACUUAUAUUUUCCCUUCGUGUCACGGACUAAACAUUUUUUUAUUAUAUAUAUAUAUAUAUACAUAUAUAUACAGUUUAACCUACUUCCAUGUGCUCGUGAGUGACCUCAAGUAGUCGAAUAAUAACGAAAAAAAAAUAAAGAAAAAUAAAUAAUAAAAAAUAAAAAUAAAAAUUAAUUUAAUUGUACAUUGAACAUCAUAAAUAUUUAUAACAGUAAUUUGACAGUCCAAUUGGCUGAUUAAUAUUUGCAUUUAUUAUUUAAAGUUCACGAUCUUAAAUACCAUUUAUUUAUUUAUUUACUUAUUUAUUAUUAUUAUCGCUCUAAUUAAUCUUUUAACGUAAUUUAAUUAUGUCAGUUUACGAGACUCGUAAUUCAAUUAUAUAUCAACAUCAUCACCAGACGGUUAUUCCAUUCUGUUACGAUUUAAAUUAAAUGACAAACAUUAUCUCGUUAGAUUUUUUUAAUUUUCUCUUCUCUUUUUUUUUGGCAACAAUGAUGAUAUUGAAACACGUGUUACAUAAAAGCUAUCUUGUUAUUUUAAGUAGAGAUUAUAACAGAGUAUUUAUAUUGUAUAUGUAACGAUUAUUUUUUGUGUUUACCAAUACGAUUACUCAUUUGGCUUCCAUCAACUUAUGUGUAUAAUAUUACAUACACAGUAUUUAAGUGACUGAAGAGAUAAAAAAAACACAUCCGAGUUAAGUCAUAUCUGUGGCACAAUUUUUUUCCUAUUAUUUUAUUAUCAUUUAUAUAUUUUUUUAUAUAUUCUAUUCUAUUGUAUUGUAUAAAUUUUAAAAAACAAAUGUCUUCUGUAUUUUAUGCGUGAUAUUAAUUUACAUAAAUUGACACUGCGUAAAAUGUAGUAAUUAAAAUUAUUAUUAUUUUUAAAAUAACUCGCUAUUGACGUACAAAGCACACGAAUUUAAAAACAUCACGAAAAAUAUAUUUUUUUUAUGAGAAAGAGAACGGUAGAGAUUUCUCCAGUGAAAAUAAUUUUUUUUUUAAUAAAUUUUGUGGAAAAAAAAUUUCACGGAUUCCAUUAUUUGAAAUGUUAUUAAUCAGAGGAGAAAUACUAUAAAUAUAUCAGGUGGAGAUUCAUGAAUUUAUUAUUUCGAUUUAUAAUUUAUUGUGACAGCUAAUUAACUAAAAGUUAUUUCGGAGUAAUUAUGAUAAAGUAGAGAGAGAGAGAGAGAGUGAAUGAAAAUUAUGUAAAUUGAAUGGGCUGAAAGUUUAUUAACUAGCGGAGCCUUGAAAAAUCUAUAUUAUUAUUGACAUUUUAAAUAACUGUAAUAAUAAUAAUUAUUAUUAAUAUUAAAUUUGGUCAUUGUGCUAUUAGCUUAUAAAUAAAUGACCGCCCAAGUCAAGCGUUUCGCGCAUUAUAUGUCUGCGAGUCAUUUUAAAUAAAUAUUAAAGUGUUAAGUAUGUAAGUAAUGUAUAAGCGUAUAUUUAAAGUGUAUGUAUAUGAAUAUGAAUAUGAGUGAGUUAAAAAAAAAAAGAGUGAGAAAGAGAAUGAGGAAGAUGCUCGUACGCUACUGUUUUAACUAUAAUUUUUUAACGCUGUCAAUACUGCAAUUAGUUUAUAAUAAGGGUACGUAAUUGUAAUUACAGAUAAAAUUUUGAAAUUUUAAUAAAAAAUUAAAUUAGUGCGCUGUAAAAAAGUAGGAGUGAUUACGGAUUUUAUUUAAAUCCGAAUUCACUCCGUCACUCGGAAGUCCGGAGUUUUUAAAAAAAAAUCACUUCGCAUGCGGAGUAAAUAAAAAAUUGUUUUUUCAGGUGAGUGCGGAGUGAUCUGGAUUUUAUUUAAAUCUGCAUUUACUCCGAUUCGGAGUUUUCCUAUUGAAAUAAACUUCCCCUUGGAGUGAAUUUCACUCCGAGGGGAAUUAAAUAAAUACAGUAAUCCGCUCCGCAUUCACUCCGGAUUUACUCCGGUAAUUUUUUACAGCGUAUGAGGGCUUACGGUCAGUAACUUAGAAGUAACAUGUUUUAAAUAAAAUAAAAUUUAUCAGAUUUAUCGAGAAUAAUUAAAUUAUAAAUGAAAUUUAGAGGCUGAUUUUAUGAGAUGGGGGCUACAAAAAAGUUGAGCAAAUAAAAUGUCUAUUGUCUGAAUAAUUAUUGCGCAAAUGUUUGAAUACGAUGUACUGCUUGUUCUCUUACAUAUUCGUCCAUGAAUUAAAUAGCUUUUUUGGAUUGCGUGAUUGCAUUUAAAUCGAAAAUAAAAAAGUAGAGACCUAAUUAAAUUUGUAGAAGCAUUAGAUCUAAAGCGCGCAGGACGCGCCGCGACAAUUAAUCGAUAUGUAUUUGUGUUCGCAAAAUUUAAAAAUUUAUUUUCCGGUAGUAUAAGUGUACUGUGCUUACAAUUAUUAUUAUUACUAUCGCCGCUAUUUAUAGUAUAAAAAUUAAUUUAUUUGGCUCUUCAGUCUCCCGUCUCAGAAAAAUAAUUCGGCAGCUCAGAGUUACUCGCUUUAUUUUUUUAUUUAAAAAAAAAAAAAAACUAGCCUUCGUGAUUGAAUCUCAUAUUUUUGAUCUAAAUUAUUGCUGGUAACAAAGCCCGUAGUUACACAAUAUUUUAUUAUUACAAUUAUUAGUAUUAUGUAUUUGGGAAAUAAUUCAAUCAACAUGUUGGGGUAAAUUAAUAAAAAAAAGUCUCCCGUAGAGAGGCAUAAUUUUUAUCUCUUAAGUAUGACCAUACGCAUCUGGAAUGUGUCUUAAUUUUUGUAAUUUAAAUCUAAAAUUGUACGAAAAAAAAUAAUUGCUAGUAAAAAAAACAAAAAAAAAAAA
Microplitis mediator is the source of this 4684-nucleotide messenger RNA. It is a transcript of the gene Baldspot, whose product is annotated as elongation of very long chain fatty acids protein 6. Gene Ontology annotation, cellular component: endoplasmic reticulum membrane. The record is from RefSeq and is a predicted model, not a curated record. NCBI's taxonomy places the organism in Eukaryota, Metazoa, Arthropoda, Insecta, Hymenoptera, Braconidae. Gene Ontology annotation, molecular function: fatty acid elongase activity. Gene Ontology annotation, biological process: sphingolipid biosynthetic process; fatty acid elongation, monounsaturated fatty acid; fatty acid elongation, saturated fatty acid. The transcript is spliced from 3 exons. The coding region runs from base 419 to 1324 and encodes 301 amino acids.